CCUCGUUCCUGACAUUAUUUCGGUUGGCUUUUUAAUACAGUUUCAAAGGUGUUUUUUUUAAAUAAAAAUAAAUAAAAUUUGAACUUAUUUAUGCCGCCAUUUUGUUACUGGGGUAACGGUCCAAAGUUACCCGUAUGUAAACAACUUUGUAUGACAAACGGAUUCAAAAAUAUGCGGACCCUUUGAUGGUCACAUGACAUGAAAAUGGCGGAAGGACAGUGGUUGGCUCUUGUCUUGUGUAUAACUUCAGUUUACCAUGUGACUUGUCUUAAUAAUGGGUUAGCACUGACCCCACCAAUGGGCUGGUUGUCAUGGGAACGGUACAGAUGUAUCACUGAUUGUGAAACAUAUCCAGAUGAUUGUAUAAGUGAAAAGCUAUACAUGGAAAUGGCCGACUUGCUAGUAUCUGAAGGUUACAAGGAUGUAGGAUACCAGUACAUUAAUAUUGAUGAUUGUUGGAUGUCUAAAGAAAGGGAUGGAAGAGGGUCCCUCGUAGCAGACCCAGAGAGAUUCCCACAUGGCAUUAAACAUCUAGCUGAUUAUAUACAUUCAAAAGGGCUGAAAAUGGGUAUAUAUGAGGACUUUGGAACAAAGACAUGUGGUGGUUACCCAGGUAGCAAGUUUUACCUGCAGGAAGAUGCAGAAACAUUUGCCUCAUGGGGUGUUGACAUGCUUAAACUAGAUGGUUGUUACACUAAUGCAGCAGAUUAUGAAUAUGGUUACCCGAUUAUGGAGUUCUUUUUGAACAGAACAGGACGACCAAUGUUGUUUUCCUGCAGUUGGCCUGCGUAUAUAUCUAAUCCUGAUUAUGUAAAGAUAGCAAAAUAUUGCAAUAUUUGGCGUAAUUAUGCUGAUAUAGGGGAUUCGUGGGACAGUGUACGAGGUAUUAUAGACUUUUAUGGAAAGGAUAAAGGGAACUUCAGUAAAGUGGCUGGACCUGGUCAGUUUAAUGAUCCUGAUAUGUUAAUAAUAGGAGACUAUGGGUUAAGUUAUGAACAACAGAGAACACAGAUGGCGCUGUGGUCAAUGAUGGCUGCACCAUUGUUCAUGUCUAGCAAUUUGAGAAAAAUGCCCGGAAAGUCAAAGGCUUUACUGCAGAACAAGAGAGCUAUAGCCAUAAAUCAGGACCCAUUUGGGAUACAAGGAACAAGAAUAGAUAUGAUUGGAAAAAACAUUCAAGUUUGGACAAAGCAGAUAUCACCUAAAGGGAAAUCCUUUGCAUUCACAUUUCUUAACACUGAUGAGGGUGGUAGUCCUACAAAGAUUAGCUACCCUUUGAAGAAGCUAGGUGCCAUAGCUCCUGCAGGAUACAAUGUUACUGAAGUUUUCUCAGGUGCUUUUGUUGGAAUGUUCAAGCCUCAAGACAGCCUUAAUGUCAGUGUAGAUCCAACUGGAGUGUUCUUCGGCAAGGCCAAGUUCCUUGGUUAGAUACCACUGUGAUAUAGACAUACAACAGCAACUUAUUUUAUACAUUCCAGAAUUAUUUUUGUAACACAAAGACAGUAUUGUUUUUUUUUUCUCUAGUCUUUGUUCAGCAUUCUUCUCGGUUAACCCUUACCUUAAUCUGGGUUACUGGAUGGAUGUAUAAAUGUCGGUAUGGACAACAAUCAAUCAUAACCAGUACCAGUAUUGUGUUUCCUUUUUCCCUAUCAGUUACCCAGUCUUGUUGGAACAGAAAAUAAUUAGGUAGCCUUUGCCAUUCUUGCAGACUGACCAAGCUCUGUUGGCUAAAAAAAAUUCAUCAUGAUUUCUUUUAAAACUGAUCAUGUACAUAUCCAAAACUGGAAGCUGGACAAAUCCGUUUAUAUAAAAAUAAUCUGGAUAAGGGUAAAAGUUUAUCAUGUGCCAUUUACCAAAGACUAUUGUCAUAAUCUCAUUCUCAUGUUUACAGAGGUUAAAACUGGAGGAAAUGAAUUUUCUAAAUCUCGUUGUACCAAAAUCUCAAAAUGACUUUAACACUUAAAUGUAUUUGAUAAAGUUAUUAUAACUUUUUUUCCUUUUAAUGAUUUUUCAGCAAUAUACAUGUAUUAUCUAUUUUUCAAAUAAACAGUCAAAAUUAUCA
Molecule: messenger RNA, 2062 nt
Organism: Ruditapes philippinarum (Manila clam)
Lineage: Eukaryota; Metazoa; Mollusca; Bivalvia; Venerida; Veneridae
Product: alpha-N-acetylgalactosaminidase-like
Exons: 9
Coding region: 199-1428 (409 amino acids)
Biological process (GO): glycoside catabolic process; oligosaccharide metabolic process; glycosylceramide catabolic process
Cellular component (GO): cytoplasm
Molecular function (GO): alpha-galactosidase activity
Source: RefSeq, a predicted model, not a curated record